UUCCGCAAGCAAAUAUGGAGAAUGGAGUCGAAAUCGAGGAAGCACAGCAGCAAUUCGCCAUCGUCAAUGCUAAAGAAAAGGGUGUUCUAACUUGAACUGGUGAAUAGUGUUGUCAUUAGUGGAUUCUUUUUGUAUUUAACGCACCUAAAAGGUACAGCAGGUGGCAAGGAAAGACGCCGUGGAUCUAAAUUCAGAUUUAUCAAAAUGUCAUCGGCACAAGUGGAUCGUGCAACAAAAUUGAACAACUCAAAUAAAAAGGAAAACGAGAAGGCACGUAAACCUUUUAAUCCAACGCAUAAAAAAUAUAAGCACGAGGACAAUCGACAUUUUAAAUUUGGCCGUAAACGUUUACAAACAUUUCCUGGGAAUGGAAAAUUUUUCCCUCCACAUAAACGUCGUAAGAAGGAGGACGCAAUUAUUCCACCAACAAAAUUUCUUCUAGGCGGUAAUAUUUGUGAUCCAUUAAAUUUAAAUAGUAUGCAGGAUGAGGAGAUAAAUCGAGCAAUGAAUGCAGUUACACCAAAAUCAUCACCACUACCCAUUCCAAAACAUAGAAAAGAAGCAAUCGAAGUGAUAAUACCACCGAAUAUUUGCGAUCCAUUAAAUCUCAGUAAUUGUAAUGACAAUGAGGAAUAUGAAAAGCAAUUAAUUUCACCAACAAAGAAGAAUUCGAAAAAACGAAAUAGAAAUAAAAAGAAGAGAGCACUGUCGUUUUCUGGUAAUAGUGAGGCAAUAGUAGAAACUGGAGAACAAGUGAUUACCGUGGAAAAUAAAGAUGUCACAAUGGAAAAGGUUGUUGAGGUUGAAGAUAAAAUUCCAGUGGAAAGUAGUUCUUCGCCAACAAAGGAGGUGGCGAAAGAACCAAAAGUCGAGAGUCCCGUGAAGGAUAAGGCGAAAUUACGAUUAAAAGUAUUAGAGGAGUCGAAGGAUAAGAGAUUAAGGAAACUUGACGCCAAGGAUAAAAUUGUAAGUCCCGUUAUUCCACAACCUGGAGCUUGGAAGCCAAGAUUGACCCACAGGCCGAGUCAAGAUAAAAAGAAGAAACCUCAACAAAUGCCAAAAUUCAAACCCCAGGACGCUAAAUUCCAGUAUGGAAAUUAUAACAGGUAUUAUGGAUAUCGAAAUUUAAACUUGGAAGUCGAUCCAAGAUUGAAGGCUUUCAUUCAACGUAAGGAGAUGUUCUUCGAUAAGGAUAUUCUUGAUAUUGGUUGUAAUAUUGGUCACAUCACAUUGUCAGUGGGUCGUGAUUUAUCGCCACGCAGUGUCACCGGUAUCGAUAUUGAUAAAGAUUUAGUAACAAUUGCAAGAAAAAAUAUCAAACAUUACGUUAAUUUUAUUCAAUCGCCAGCGAGUACCGAGGAUGGUUCGAAUAAUAAGGAAACGGAUCCAAAUUUUUUUCCAUUGUCAAUGCCAAUUAGUUAUGGUCCUAUCGAUAUUCCCGGAUUCAUCAAGGACAAAAGUCACAAGGGCUUCCCCUAUAAUGUCUCCUUCGUUCAGGGUAACUAUGUACUGGAAGAUGACUCGCUACUUUCCUUAGAGCAACCGCAGUUUGAUUUAAUUCUCUGCCUCUCGACAACAAAAUGGAUACAUUUGAAUUUCGGUGAUAAUGGACUAAAACAAAGUUUCAAGCGUAUGUUCGCUCAAUUGAGGCCUGGCGGAGUUUUAAUAUUGGAGUCUCAAAAUUGGAAUAGUUAUGGAAAAAAGAAAAGUCGUACAGAGCGAAUAUUCAGAAAUUAUGAAAACAUCAGAUUCUUUCCAAAUCAAUUCACGCAAUAUUUACUCUCGGCUGAAGUUGGAUUCUGUAAAUGUGAAGUCAUAUCAAUGCCAUCGCACUCGUCGAAAGGUUUUCAACGGCCUUUACAUCUUUUCACAAAAGCAGAUUUAUUCGAGAGUCCACCAGUAAGAACGGCGUGUGCAACAAAUGAUUCUCAAAAUGAAGGACUUGUAAAUUUUGAGCAACAAGUAUUUGAUGUCGAUCUCUUCCCAGCGGACACACCAAUUCCAGGCGGCAGUCAACGUAGCAACGGUUCAAUGAGCACUUACGAGCAACUUGAAAAUAUUUAUUGUCCCACUGGAACGCCACUUUAUCUUCAAGGAACGCCAGCUCAUUUAAACGACAGUCAAUCAACUUCUGACAAUAAUAAACAUUAUUACGCCGAAAUUGAAAUUGAACGUUCACCAAUUCCAGCGAGUCCCGAUGAUAAUGAUAAGGUGAGUGAUAAACUACAAGAUAAUAAUUCAAAUGUUGAUGAUGAAUGCGCGGAAAAAAAUGAAGAGGAAACGAGUAAUCUCGAAUCGACAAUUAAUAAAACGUGAAUCGAAAGAAUUUCUCAAGGUGAAUGAGAAUGUUGAGAGAGAGAGAGAGAAA
Messenger RNA from Leptopilina heterotoma, 2368 nucleotides. RefSeq names its product 7SK snRNA methylphosphate capping enzyme bin3-like. Gene Ontology annotation, biological process: snRNA modification. Lineage: Eukaryota; Metazoa; Arthropoda; Insecta; Hymenoptera; Figitidae. The transcript has 5 exons. Gene Ontology annotation, molecular function: RNA methyltransferase activity; snRNA binding; O-methyltransferase activity. Bases 205 to 2316 code for a protein of 703 amino acids. The record is from RefSeq and is a predicted model, not a curated record.